This is a messenger RNA of Empidonax traillii (willow flycatcher), 4103 nucleotides long. RefSeq names its product unc-5 netrin receptor C (gene UNC5C). Gene Ontology annotation, molecular function: netrin receptor activity; protein binding. The transcript is spliced from 14 exons. Gene Ontology annotation, biological process: netrin-activated signaling pathway. NCBI's taxonomy places the organism in Eukaryota, Metazoa, Chordata, Aves, Passeriformes, Tyrannidae. The record is from RefSeq and is a predicted model, not a curated record. The annotation marks the transcript as partial. Gene Ontology annotation, cellular component: membrane.
AUUAUUUCAGAUGACAUCAUGCAGCAGGUGGAGUGGCUGAAGAAUGAAGAGGUUAUUGAUCCCGUGGAAGACCGAAAUUUUUACAUCACUAUCGAUCACAACCUGAUCAUCAAGCAAGCCCGGCUUUCUGACACAGCCAAUUACACCUGUGUUGCAAAAAACAUUGUGGCCAAAAGGAAAAGCACCACAGCAACUGUGAUUGUCUAUGUGAACGGAGGCUGGUCUACCUGGACUGAGUGGUCAGUGUGUAACAGCCGAUGCGGGAGAGGCUUCCAGAAGCGCACGAGGACCUGCACCAACCCUGCCCCCCUCAACGGUGGUGCCUUCUGCGAGGGCCAGAGCGUUCAGAAAAUAGCUUGCACCACUCUGUGUCCAGUGGAUGGCAAGUGGACGUCCUGGAGCAAGUGGUCCACCUGUGGCACGGAAUGUACUCACUGGCGCCGGAGGGAGUGCACGGCCCCAGUGCCAAAGAACGGAGGGAAGGACUGCGAGGGGCUGGUGCUGCAGUCCAAGAACUGCACCGACGGGCUCUGCAUGCAGGGUUUCAUUUAUCCUAUUUCAACUGAACAGAGAACCCAGAAUGAAUAUGGAUUUUCUUCUGCUCCUGACUCGGAUGACGUUGCUCUCUACGUCGGGAUCGUCAUAGCCGUGAUCGUGUGCCUGGCUAUUUCCGUGGCCGUGGCCCUGUUUGUCUAUCGCAAGAACCAUCGUGACUUUGAGUCAGAUAUCAUUGACUCCUCGGCGCUAAAUGGGGGAUUUCAGCCAGUUAACAUCAAGGCUGCAAGGCAAGACCUCCUGGCAGUGCCUCCAGACCUCACUUCUGCUGCAGCCAUGUACAGGGGUCCUGUUUAUGCCUUGCAUGAUGUCUCUGAUAAAAUCCCAAUGACCAAUUCUCCAAUCCUGGACCCGCUCCCUAACUUGAAGAUCAAGGUUUAUAACACCUCUGGUGCAGUCACUCCCCAGGAUGACCUCUCUGACUUCUCCUCCAAGCUGUCUCCACAGAUUACACAGUCUCUUCUGGAGAAUGAGACCCUAAACAUGAAGAACCAGAGCCUUGCUCGGCAAACUGACCCAUCGUGCACGGCAUUUGGGACCUUCAACUCCUUAGGAGGUCACCUAGUAAUUCCCAAUUCAGGAGUAAGCUUGCUGAUCCCAGCAGGGGCCGUUCCACAAGGGAGAGUCUAUGAAAUGUAUCUGACAGUUCACAGAAAGGAGAACAUGAGGCCGCCUGUAGAAGACAGUCAAACCCUGCUGACACCGGUGGUGAGCUGUGGUCCACCAGGAGCCCUGCUAACCCGGCCUGUCAUUUUAACCAUGCACCACUGUGCAGAACCAAACACAGAGGACUGGCAGAUCCAGCUGAAGCACCAGGCUGCCCAAGGACCAUGGGAGGAUGUGGUGGUGGUUGGGGAAGAAAAUUUCACCACUCCAUGCUAUAUCCAGCUGGACCCAGAGGCCUGCCAUAUCCUGACAGAAACCCUCAGCACGUAUGCCCUGGUAGGACAGUCAAUCACCAAAGCAGCAGCCAAACGUCUCAAACUGGCCAUCUUUGGACCAUUGUCCUGCUCUUCGCUGGAGUACAGCAUCCGGGUCUACUGCCUUGAUGACACACAGGAUGCUCUUAAGGAGGUCCUGCAGCUUGAGCGGCAGAUGGGUGGGCAGCUUUUGGAGGAGCCCAAAGCUUUGCAUUUUAAGGGAAGCACUCACAAUCUCCGUCUGUCCAUUCAUGACAUUGCCCACUCUCUCUGGAAGAGCAAACUGCUGGCUAAAUACCAGGAGAUUCCCUUUUACCACAUCUGGAGUGGAUGUCAGAGAAACCUGCACUGCACCUUCACACUGGAAAGGUUCAGUCUGAAUACCCUGGAGCUGGUGUGCAAACUCUGUGUGCGGCAGGUCGAAGGAGAAGGACAGAUCUUCCAGCUCAACUGCUCUGUUUCAGAGGAACCUACUGGCAUCGAUUAUCCUCCCGUGGACUCAGCGGGCACCAUCACCACCAUAGUAGGGCCCAGCGCUUUCAGCAUCCCCCUCCCGAUAAGGCAAAAGCUGUGCAGCAGCCUGGAUGCACCCCAGACCAGAGGCCACGACUGGAGGAUGCUGGCCCACAAGCUGAAACUGGACAGGUACUUAAAUUAUUUUGCUACAAAAUCGAGUCCCACCGGGGUGAUCCUGGAUCUCUGGGAAGCCCAGAAUUUCCCUGAUGGCAACCUGAGCAUGCUGGCAGCAGUUCUUGAAGAAAUGGGAAGACAUGAAACAGUUGUUUCUUUGGCAGCAGAAGGAAAUUACUAAUUCAGCCUUGGCGUGAACAGGAAGGACAGACGCAGAGAGCGGUAAUGCCCUGUUAUUGCAAACGAGAAUUGAAAUGAAAACCCAGACCAAUGAGUUACACAAGAGACAUUUCAGAGAAGAAAGCAAGCAAGCAAGCAAACAAAAAAACCAGCCCUGACCUUCACACAUGUUCUCCUUGUACAUUAUCACAGGAUCAAAAAGAAAUCAUGCAAAGUUGUACCUUGAAAAUAUAAAUCAACGAAAUGUUCCUCUCGGCUUGGCUGUACACUGCUUGGUACAGGAUUUUACAGUUUCCUAGGAAACGCUUUUUAUUGCUAUCCAGAUAUAUGGAUAAACUUUCUUAACAAUCCCAGUUUCUAUGGAUGUUGUUUACAUCAAAUUCUGGACAGGGGUAAGGAGACUGUCCAUGGCUCUUUAUAUUUUUUGUUUAAAGCCAUUCUAGACAAGGCUAUGGACAGGUGGUUGUGGCUAUUUUUGGUUUCUGGUGAAUUCAGAUUUUGGCUACAAUUCUGCACAUUGGUUGUCUCGCAAUGAUCCUCCUGUCAUGGUUCUGUUUCCUAGACCUACUUGUAAGAAAAAAAAAAAAAAAAAAAAGAAAAUCAGGUUUGAGAGGUGUGCAUCUGGAAAGCAGGUACUCUGGCUGAUAAGCAGGAACACAAGUAAUAUGUUCCCUUCCUUUCCCGAGGCAGCCCCACUAAGCCUGUGUGGAGAACAGCUAUAAGACAGUGGGGAAUGCAGGAUCUGAGUUAGUUUUCAAUUCACACCCUUUCCACCCCUUUUCUAUAUGAGGGGGCCAGAUAUGCAAUUCAGAGUGUUGGGGGGGAGGGAAUAGAAACCCAGAAAAAAAAAUAAAAGAGAAGUUACUAUGAUAAUUUUUUUACUGAUUAGUACUUAGUGCAAGGAUCAUAAUGACUAUUAUUAUUACCAUUAUUACUUUAUUUCUAAUUUUGUCAGCAGCAGAAUGAAUAAUUUCUGAUUUUAUAGAACCUGUUGUCCCUUUCUUGAAGGUCUUCUAAGGCAUGUUCUUCUAUAUGCCAUCUGUCCUUCCCUUUGUCAGCCAUCGUACUCCUCCAAAAAAGUCCUCUGCCAACCCACCCAGGUUGCCCACCUCGCGCUAGCACUGCUGUGCAUCGUGCCAGAUGCAAAGGCAGUAAAAACUGGUGACACUCUGCUGAAGUCACUGAGCUGCACUCACCAGGUAUGUGACCCAGCACCCCUCCCUGGGGUGUUUUACACCACCCUGGUGCUUACAGGUUGCUCCAAGAAGCAGUCUUGUCCCAAGGUGGCUGUGAACCAGAGGCAGCCUCCCGGUCUGAAUAGACAUGGACCACUGAUUCAAGGUCAGAGGUCCUGCAAGCAUGUGGAGGCACCGACAUUGGCCACCUGAUUUGUGUAUCGAGGUUGGGCCUCCAUAUUGUUUGCUUUGUUGUGAAGCGGUCUAAGAGCCAGCAACUCCUGUUCAUUCCCCACAGAGCUGCAGGCACUCACUUUUAUUGAAACCCACCUCCUCUAAUGAUGUUUGCCACGCUUGUGGCAAACCCUCUGCUGGGCCAUUUCUGUGUGAGAUGCACUUGGUGAUCUCCACAGAUACUCCCAGGCUUUGCUGCAGCCUGUGUCUUGUGGGUCAGUGUAGGGCAAUGGAGUGGUAAAGUUGAAAUCCCGUGUACUGCAGUUUGCUGCCUUCACUGUGCUCCUGCCACCACCACUGCCUAGGCAGGGAGGUGCACGUUCUCACCGGCUGAUCAGGAGAUGCUUGUCCCUCUAGGCCACCACAAACAGGUAAAGUGGGAAUUUUGUAAAAGAAGCAAAUCAAAAAU